This is a messenger RNA of Didymella exigua CBS 183.55, 2129 nucleotides long. RefSeq names its product glycoside hydrolase family 125 protein. The transcript has 3 exons. Lineage: Eukaryota; Fungi; Ascomycota; Dothideomycetes; Pleosporales; Didymellaceae. The record is from RefSeq and is a predicted model, not a curated record. The coding region runs from base 262 to 1902 and encodes 546 amino acids. Gene Ontology annotation, biological process: carbohydrate metabolic process.
CCUGGCCUCCGUGAAAGCCAGUUGUCGCCGCGGGGAAGCUGUCGAGCAUCCCUCAUUACACGACCGUGACAACGUCCAGGGCGCAUCUGAGAUUAGCAGCAGCAUUGACUGUCUCUCACUAUAUCUAACGAUCGCCUGUAGCCGAUCGAUCGGGCAUCCAUUACUGCCGCGCCGCCAUCGCAUUCCGUAGCUCUCGGCGAGCCACAUCAGUCGCUAUAUAUUGCCACAUUUCGUACCCGUUUCCAGUUUGCUUUUAUCAUCAUGAAGUCGCCUUUGCUACCGCUCACGCUGGGCGCCAUAUUGUCUUCAAGCCACGUAGCUGCGAGAUACGAUGACGGGUUACAAGAGCCGCUGCACGAUGCCAUCGACCCCAACAAGUACCGAGCAGCAUGUCCCGACUACAAGCAGUACUCUAUGCGAGCCCCACCUUACAGCAAAGGCCCGUUUGAGUUGCCUUUCCAAAGACCUUCAAAGUAUUGCCGAACAUUUCAAUCGCCUCUAGUCGAGAAGGUCAUUGAGUACAUGAACGCGAAUUUAGUCGACAAGGAUCUAGCACGUAUCUUUGAAAAUGCCUUCCCCAAUACCCUGGACACGACCGUUCGAUGGCACGUGGAUAAUACCCCCACUCAUAAGUAUGGUAUGAGGGGCUGGGAGAGAGGUGCAUGGACAGGGCCACAGAGCUUCAUUGUUACUGGAGACAUCAACGCCGAGUGGCUACGUGACUCGACGAACCAGCUGCAGCAAUACCAACCGCUGGCGAAGAAGGAUAAAGAGAUCUUCAAGCUGAUUUUGGGAGCUAUCAACACACAGGCCGAGUACGUCAUCGGCUCGCCAUACUGCAACGCCUUCCAGCCCCCUGCGCCGAGCGACCUGAGCCCGACCUUCCAGGACCAAGACGACGUCGUACACCCCGAAUACGAAGCCUCAUUCGUCUUCGAAUGCAAGUACGAGCUCGACUCGCUCGCGCACUUCCUCUCCCUCUCCAACCAAUUUUACAACCACACCGGCUCCACCGCCUUCAUCAACGCCCGCUGGCUGCAAGCCCUGGAUACGCUCCUCUCGGUCCUAGAAGCGCAAUCGCAACCCACAUUCGACGACAAGACUGGCGCCUACAGCAAGAACGUCUACACCUUCCAGCGACGCACAGAUAUCGGCACUGAGACCCUGGCCCUCAGCGGCGUCGGCAACCCACUCGCAGGCGGCACAGGCCUGGUGCGCUCCGCCUUCCGGCCCAGCGACGACGCUACGAUCCUCGGCUUCCUGAUCCCGAGCAAUGCCAUGAUGAGCGUGGAGCUCGGCCGGACAGCCGCCAUCCUUGAGAAGGCAGGCAAGAAGCACAUCGCCGCCACGCUGGCAUCGUGGUCCGACAAGAUCAAGAAAGGCGUGUGGGAGCACGGCGUCGUAACGCACAAGAAGUACGGUCGCGUCUUCGCCUUCGAAGUCGACGGGUACGGAUCGAGCAUCUUGAUGGACGACGCGAACCUGCCGUCGCUCCUCGCGCUGCCGCUUCUCGGCUUCGUCGAGGCGGACAGCGAGGUGUACAAGAACACGCGCCGCAUGAUCCUGGAGAAGACGGGAAACCCGUAUUUCCUGACCGGCGCGGGAUUCGGGGGGAUCGGCGGCCCGCAUAUCGGGCUGCAGCAUGCAUGGCCCAUGAGCGUGCUUGUACAGGCCAUGACGAGCGAGGACGACGAGGAGAUUGCGAGGUGUGUGGAGAGUGUGAAGAACGUGUCGAGGAACGGGUUGAUCCACGAGAGUAUUCAUGUCGACUAUGAGAGGGAUUACACUAGACCCUGGUUUGCGUGGGCGAACUCCGUAUUCGCGCAGACGAUCCUCGAUCUUGCGAAGCGGAAACCGCAUCUCCUGUUCGGCAAGGGCGCGGCGGCGUACACGCUGGACUAGGCGUCUGGGUCUUCCUCGCGCGGUGUCGAUGGCGCCUUGACCGUUGACGAGGCGCUUGUGAAGUCGUUACAGAGAAUGGUUGGAUUCCUCGGGGUUCUGUACAUGUUCUACCAGCUUUCCUUCGUUGGGCACGAGUCGUUGGCGGUGAUCGUGGGUGUGCCUGUUGAUAGGACUGCUGCGGCGACCGAGCGGAGGAUCGCUCUGGGCUUGGUUGUGGGAGCGCUUGU